This is a messenger RNA of Rhinocladiella mackenziei CBS 650.93, 1644 nucleotides long. RefSeq lists its product as uncharacterized. The transcript has 2 exons. The record is from RefSeq and is a predicted model, not a curated record. Gene Ontology annotation, molecular function: RNA binding. Lineage: Eukaryota; Fungi; Ascomycota; Eurotiomycetes; Chaetothyriales; Herpotrichiellaceae. The coding region runs from base 1 to 1644 and encodes 547 amino acids.
AUGUCUAAAUCAAAGUCCAAGUCCGCCGCAAAGGUCGCCGCAAAGGCUGGCCCAAAACCCGACGUCCUGACCAAAGUCAAGGGCGCGGCCGUCACGAAGCCUGCGCAAAGCAUGAAAAUCAAGGGCAGGGAAAUGGCCAAGAAAAUCGCUACCAAGGAAGAAAAGAAGACGAAGAAGAUACCUGUCCAGCUGCCAGCUCCAGAACCAAGUUCUGAGGAAGAGGAUGAGGAGUCCAAUGCAAGCUCUGAAAGCUCCGACGAGGAGGAGGAGCAGAGUGACGGUGAAAAUGAAGCGACAAUCGAGAAAGCUAACGGGAUCAAACCUGCCGACGAGGACGAAUCCAACGACGAGUCUGGCGAAGAGCCUGACUCCGACGAGUCUACAUCAGAAGACGAGGCACCAAAAUUGAACGGUUCUGCGCUCAAUGGGGCUCCGGGUGUCAGAGCCGACGCUGAUGACUCUGACGAGGAGGAAAGCGAUGAGGAAAGUUCCAGCGAGGAGUCUGAAUCCGAAGAUGACGAAGAUUCGGCCGAUGAAGAGGUCGAAGGCACAAAUGUCGCUGUUGCGGAAGAAGAAGUCGACGGGGAUGACAGCUCUGAGGAGUCCGAAAGUGACGAGGAAAUCAAAGCUGCUCCCAAGACAAAUGGUGUCAAGCCUGCCCGCGUUGACGGUGAGGACAGUGAGGAUGAUGAUACUGACAGUGAUGAGGCAAGCAACAGCGACGAAAGUGAAGAGGAAGACGACAGCGAAGAGAGCGAAGACAGUGAUGAAAGCGAAAGUGAUGAAGAAGAAGAUGAAGAAGCCGAAAUCGAAGCCAACACACAACCUGUCAAACGCAAGGCCGAAGAGGUCGAGACCCCGGUCUCCAAGAAGACCAAGGUUGAUGCUGUGAACGCUUCAAAUAGCUGCAACUUGUUUGUCGGCAAUCUUUCAUGGGACGUCGACGAAGACUGGUUGAGACAAGAAUUUCAGGAAUUUGGCGAGCUCAAGGGCGUGCGUUUGAUGACUGACCGUCAAAGUGGACGUUCCAAGGGAUUUGGUUAUGUCGAAUUCGUCGACGCCGCAGAUGCCGCCCAAGCUCACGCCUUGAAAAAGGGCGUUGAGCUCAAUGGCCGUCCCCUGAAUGUCGACUUUGCCAAUGCUCGUCCCAACCCGGGAGAUAAACUAGAAGAACGUCGCAAGUCACAUGGCGAUAAGAUUGGCGACCCUACCGAUACAUUGUUCCUCGGAAACCUCUCUUUCAAUGUGACCCAGGAAGAUAUCUCUGAUGCAUUUGCCCCCUACGGGACCGUGAUGGGAAUUCGCAUCCCUACCGAUCGUGAAACUGCCGCACCCAAGGGCUUUGGAUACGUGACCUUCGCAUCAGUGGAAGAGGCCACUGCAGCUCUUGAAGCCAUGCAGGGUGCGUACAUUAGCAAUCGAUCAGUCCGCAUUGACUACACUCAACCCCGUCAACAAAACGGUGACUCUCCAGCACGAGGAGGAGGAUUCGGCGGACGUGGCGGACGCGGUGGCUUCAAUGGACGCGGCCGUGGUGGUGGCAGAGGAGAUUUCGGCGGACGAGGUGGUGGUCGUGGUGGUCGCGCUUUCACUACAAAUCGCGGGGGAUUUGGCGACUUCUCUGGAAAAAAGACAACUUUCUAA